Messenger RNA from Phycomyces blakesleeanus NRRL 1555(-), 1383 nucleotides. RefSeq lists its product as hypothetical. The record is from RefSeq and is a predicted model, not a curated record. The transcript has 5 exons. The coding region runs from base 1 to 1383 and encodes 460 amino acids. NCBI's taxonomy places the organism in Eukaryota, Fungi, Mucoromycota, Mucoromycetes, Mucorales, Phycomycetaceae.
AUGCAAGGGCCAAAGGAAGCAAAGACAAAUGAGAUCAAUCACUACCUCCGUCCCCUUGUUGUGGAACUCAAUCAGUUAUAUGGCAGUGUGGUUAUGUUUACUGCACAGUGCCCAUCUGAUGCUCUUGUCUGUGCUGCUCUUCUUCUUGUUGCCUGCAACAUUCCUGCUGCCUACUCCAAUGCUGUGGACUACUCUGGGUUUGUGUUUUCUGAGUGGGUGCAUCGCACUGAUGCCAAAAACUGUUGUGGUGCUGAGUUGUGGAGAAUGUUUAGCAGUAAUGCACAGAGAAAUAGAUUGGAGAGGGAAAAUGGUGUCCGAUGGUCAGAAUUGCAUGACCUGGUUUACUUUAAUCUCAUGGAGUGUACUGUCAUCGAUCCGAUACAUAACCUGUAUCUCAGAACAGCAAAGAUGCUAAUAAAGAAAUGGAGAUCUUCAGGUCUCAUCACAGAUGCACACUUGGCCGAAAUGCAGUUGGAUGCUAACAAGCUUGUACUACCAGAGGACUAUAUGCCAUUAGGAACAAAGAUUGGGUGGGACUUCCCAUUCAUGAAGGCCAACGACAUAUCCAUGGCUUACCUUGAUGAAGCUCAUCAAUCUUUGGAGGCUUUCUGCAGAGAGUGUGAGAAGUUGUAUAAAGUCCCAUUCCUUUUGCCAAACAUAUAUCCCCAUCUUCAUCUGCAAGAGACUGUACUGAACUUUGACCCAGUUUAUGGCUAUUGGCUUUUUAGUUUUGAAAGAUGCAAUGCCACUUCUACUUCCACUGUCACCUCAAUUCAAUUCGAUAUCAAUGCUUUUCUUGAUUCUUCUGAGAUCAACUUUGAUAUUGUCAAGGGAAACGAGCCUUUGCCAUCUUCCACACUUCCUUUAGCUCUAAAGAGGGAGAUUUCUAUGGAUCAAUCCAAUUAUGAGUAUUUGUUGGAAUACUAUUGCAAGACAUAUAAUAAUCAAACUCUUGUUUAUUAUUGUCAGGCUGAUCAUUCCAAUAAUUUUGUUAACAAUUGGAUACAGAUAUUUGAAUCAAUCGAUCUUCUCAGACAAAUCUAUAAGAGCAAAACAAAGAAUCAGCGCAGGUCGUUAAUGCAAGCCUUGUUUGAGACAAGUGAUGGUAGAAGUAUCAAGCCAUACGCAGGCCAAAUUCAGUAUCUCUUUGUCAAUACUGCUGUAAAAUCGUUUGCUAGUCAUGCGAGCCAGCAUGAAGCUUUAUUUCCGCCCAGAGCAGGAGAAGGAGUUGAGGUGAAUGAGGUGGGGUUCGAAGAUGACAGCAUGACCAGCAUUCUCCCAGUGCAUAUAAUCUGCUAUCCAGUCACAGUAGGCAAGCACCUUGGUCUAGAAGGCAAAGUUCCGAUAUGUGUAAUUUCUUUGCCACAAAAAAUAUAUGUUUAG